AUGGUUAUGAACUAUGCAUAUUUUCUACUCUUUUGUGGUAUCGUCUUUAUUACUGUAACAGGUGAUUCAACCCAUCUACAAGAAAUACGUUUUAAAUUUUGGCUACAGCCCAACUCUCAAGAAUGUUAUCAUCAAUUAUUAGACAACGGUACAAGUAUAUAUUUUAUGUAUGAAAUUUUAAAUGCUCAAACACAUGAUAGCAGUAUUGUCGCUUUUUUUCGCAAUGCUUAUAAUGAAAGUAUUUUAGCUAUUUCAACAACUCCUCAACGAGGUGUUCUUGAACUUAUAGCAAAUGAAACAAUUUUACUCGACAUUUGCAUGACGCAUGCAAAGUCAGAUACUUCUAUGAAAUAUAUUUCUGUUUUCUUGCAUGUUUAUCAUGUUGAGAAAAUUUUAGCUACUAUAAAAGAAAUUGAACAUUUCGAUAAUUCGUCCAUUAAUGCUCAUAAUGCACUUGAUUCUAUUAGUCAUCAUAUUAUUGGUACGCGUGAAAGACAAAUUGAAUUAGAAAUGCUUGAUCAAAAAGAUCUUUAUUUAAUUGAACAAAAUUUAUUAUGGGUUAAUCAAUGGGCAAUUAUACACAUUAUUUUAAUAAUUAGUUGUGGUCUUUUUCAAACUUUUUUUAUUAGACGUUUAUUUCAAACACCAACAACAAUUAAACGAAUGAAAAAAUAA
Molecule: messenger RNA, 675 nt
Organism: Rotaria sp. Silwood2
Lineage: Eukaryota; Metazoa; Rotifera; Eurotatoria; Philodinida; Philodinidae
Source: the annotation of a GenBank genome assembly